Messenger RNA from Helobdella robusta, 1122 nucleotides. RefSeq lists its product as hypothetical. Bases 1 to 1122 code for a protein of 373 amino acids. The record is from RefSeq and is a predicted model, not a curated record. The transcript has a single exon. Lineage: Eukaryota; Metazoa; Annelida; Clitellata; Rhynchobdellida; Glossiphoniidae.
AUGUUGAAAUUUUUAACAUUCUUUAAUUACCUAAGGACGGCGAUAAAAUUAAAUUUAUUGCGUUUCCUAAUUGUAGCAUCCUACUACGAAUAUUGUUGCAACAACAACAACAACAACAACAAUGACGUCAUUGAUGACGUCAAAAACAGCAACAACAAAACUAGCCGUGGCAAAUAUAACAGCAAUAAAGAUAUCAGAAAUAAAAUCAUUAAAAAAUUUCGUGACAUCAAUCGUUACCAUCCCCGCAACAACUUGGUUCGUAAAAUUCGACACAACAAAUAUGACAACAACAACAACAACAACGACAACAACGAAGACAACAACGACGACAAUAACAACAACAACGACAAUAAUAGCAAUGACAGUAAUAAUAAUGAUAAUAUAAUUAACACCAGUUACAAUAAUAAAAAUCAGAGAGAUAUAUUCAUGACAAAAUCUCUCGACGAUGACUUCAGUACAAACAACAUCAACAACAACAAACUUUUAGAAAGCAACCAUCAACAGCAUCAACAACAACAACAACAACAAAAUCAUCCAUUCCGUAAUUAUUUAGAUCAACAACAACAUCAAAAACAGCAGCGGCAACCGCAAAGACAGCAACCGCACCACUUCAAACCACAGCCGCAUCAACAACUUCAACUACAAUCUCAUCAACAACAACAACAACAGCAGCAGCAAAUACACACUCAACAACAACAACAACAACAAUCAGAUAUACAAACACACACACAUUCACAAGUACUACAUACACACUACCACCACCAGCAACAACAACAACAACAACAUCCACAUUUCCAACAACAACAGCGGCAGCAGAAGCAGCAGCAGCAGCAACAACAAUACACAAGCACACAGAUCCACAUUCUGACAAGGGGCCAACGAUUAAUAUUCAGAUCCGGCGAUAACACCGACUUACUAUGCGAGUUUCAUUACGAAUACUUCGAUUAUUUUAACAACCCGGCCAUAUGGACAAAGAGACAGAGGGACGAAGACAAUCAGAUCAACUCAAUGGGGAACCUCUUAGAACCUUUCCUCUCUACAGAUCGAUUUAAAGUCACUUUGAAGAACCAUGCACCGAGAUAUAUAUUUAGUUUGAACAUCAAAGGUACGAGUUUUUUUUAA